GGAGCAGCCGAGUAGGAGGAGAACUAGAGUCCAGGCAGCAGCAGCAGCAGCGUCUUCAGUACAAUCAGCGGCGGCAGUUUUGGAGAUCCCGAACGGGGAAAACUGCGUCCAAUAAUCCGGGAGAACUCAGCACGGUGGAUCCGCGAUGAGCUGGGGCACGGAGCUGUGGGACCAGUUUGAUAACCUGGACAAACACACUCAGUGGGGGAUUGACUUUCUUGAGCGCUACGCAAAGUUUGUGAAGGAGCGACUGGAGGUAGAGCAGAACUACGCCAAGCAGCUCAGGAACUUGGUGAAGAAAUACUGUCCAAAGCGCGGCAAAGAUGAAGAGCCGAGGUUCACAUCUUGUCUCUCGUUCUACUCCAUCCUGAAUGAACUGAAUGACUAUGCUGGGCAGAGGGAGGUGGUGGCGGAGGAGAUGGGUCACAGGGUUUAUGGAGAGCUGAUGAGGUACAGCCAAGACCUCAAAGCUGAACGGAAACAUCAUCUCCAGGAGGGCAGGAAGGCUCAGCAGCAUUUGGAUCACUGCUGGAAACAGAUGGACAAUAGUAAAAAGAAGUUUGAGCGAGAAUGUAAGGAAGCGGAGAAAUCCCAUUUGACCUAUGAACGGCUGGAUAAUGACAUCAACGCCACCAAAUCAGAAGUGGAGAAGGCCAAAGCUCAGUACUACCUACGGACCCAUACGGCUGAUGAGAGCAAGAACGAGUACGCUGCCCAGUUACAGAGCUUCAAUGGAGAGCAAUGGAAACAUUUCAACAAUGCAAUACCACACAUAUUCAAGAAUUUGCAAGAGAUGGAUGAACGUCGGACUGUGAAGCUCAGUGAAACGUACAGGUGUUUUGCUGAGGCGGAGCGGAAAGUCAUACCCAUUGUUUCCAAAUGCCUAGAAGGAAUGAUUUCUGCUGCAAAGGCAGUCGAUGAACGAAGGGAUUCAGCCAUUGUGGUGGAGUCAUUUAAGUCUGGCUUUGAACCACCAGGUGACUUCCCCUUUGAGGACUUCAGUCAGAACCUGAACAGAAGCGGUUCUGAUGGGACCAUCAGCAAUACACCCAAAGGCGACAGAGAUGGAGGCCCGGGGCCACGACCGGACCCAAAACACACCAUGAGUAAAGCCAAGAACAAACUCUGGCUGUUUGGGAAGAAACCAAAGCCCCCAGCCUCAGCUCCUCCUCCUCCGCCUCCUUCUUCCUUCUCACGCCCCACCCGACCCACAUCCGGACUCUUCCCUCCACCCCGCUUUCCCUCAGACCUAGUGAACUACUGUCUGUCUGAGAUAAAGACUACAGUACCCAGAAUUUCCCCUCUGAGGGGUGUGACGCGAGGGGCCCCGUCACUGGAGGAUUUCAGCCACUUACCCCCCGAGCAGAGGAGGAAGAGGCUGCAGCACAGGAUCGAUGAGCUCAGCAAGGAGCUCCAGAAAGAGGUGGAUCAGAGGGACGCUCUGAACAAGAUGAAGGAUGUUUACGAGAAGAACCCCCAGAUGGGUGACCCCAGCAGCCUGCAGCCCAAAAUAUCAGAGACCAUAUGCAACAUGGAGAAGCUACGCUCAGAAAUUCACAAAAACGAGGCGUGGCUGUCUGAGGUGGAGGGAAAGCAGAACUCCAGAGGAGAUAGAAGACACAGCGCCGACAACAACCAUCCUGCCCCUCAAGGCAGAGAGAGUCCUGAGGGCAGUUACACAGACGACACCAGUCAGGAGCAUCACACGCCACAACGCCACCACAACCCAGACUCCCACGAGUUCGAUGAUGAAUUCGAUGAUGACGACCCGCUGCCUGUCAUCGGCCACUGUAAAGCACUCUAUGUCUUUGAUGGUCAAAGCGAAGGGACGCUGGUGAUGGCAGAAAAUGAGAUUCUGUACAUCAUCGAGGAGGAUAAAGGCGACGGCUGGACUAAAGUCAGGAAGCAGGGAGGGGAAGAGGGCUACGUUCCCACAUCCUACGUGGAAAUCACUCUGGAGAAAAACUGCAAAGGUGCCGUCACCUACAUCUGAAGCUUGACCUCGACACGCCUUCUCCUCUUUAGCCACCUGUGCACUUAUUAUUUUAUAAUUGUUUGUCCUCAUCGCUGUCAAACGUUUUUAUUGCGUUUGAGGUGUGAAAGUUGUUUUUCACGGCUUCUUGUGGAACCCGGUGACAAAUUACCACCACGUCUCCUUGAUCAAAGUGUUUUUAUGUCAUAUCUUUAUUUUUGUUUUUGUUUUUUUAGCUGAACUGAAGAUAUUUAAGAGUUCUUUAUCAGAUUUUAAAGUUUGGAUUUAAUAUCUGUCGUAGUUUUGUUGGUCCUGUAUAAGGCUGUCACAUCAGGCAGCCGGUGGUCAUGCUUUUAAAAUGGACAUUAGAUGUUUCAUACUAGUAUAAAAGGCUCCCAACCAGAGGAAAACCGGAUUUAGCAGAUAAAGCGAUUUUGAUCAGUCGCCAGUGGAUAUUGUACAAUAAUGUGAACGUGUGACUUUGCACUCUGAGAACCUUAUGAUGAUGUUUUACUGCUAUUAGUCUUUGAACAUUUGCAGAUUAACUGUUUGAUUGUUUCUUUGGGGUCCAUUCACUUCCUGUUCACAACAGGUGGUGCUGCUAUCAUAUUUGUACUACACACGGUUCAAACUAUUUGAUCUUUUUUUGGAUUUGAGAAAAAUGUCUUGGCACAAAUUGUUUUGCAUGUCUGCAAAAGGGUUCGGUGAAAAUUCUGCUGCUCAUUACGUGAAUUGGCUAAAGCGUCGCUGCACACUGAUUGAUUCUUCUUUCCACUCAGUGAACAGUAAGUGAAUUGGCUCCGCCCCUUGACGGGCAAGCCCGAGCUCCACUCGUGACUGUUUGAGGCUGGUCAUUGUGGUAACUCGCUCUCUCUUCCAUGUGACUGCAGGUUCCUGAGGGCCGCUGGGUGGCCGGGCGCUUUGAUUGGCUGGUGGAGGGCUCACGCUGAUUAAUGGUGGUGGCGGGUAAAGAUAAAGAGGGGAGGGGUUAAGUCUGAGAGGCAGGUCUGCAUGUCUGCAUGCUCAUCCAUUUGUAAGCAGCAAACCAUUCUGGGUUCGUGCACGAAAACGCUAACACCAUUAACAGCUUAACCCUGUUGCUGCUAAUGCUAAAGCUUUGUUUGUUUGUUACACCGUAAAAACAAACGGCAGGCUGCAAAUUUAUGGAGAUCAAAGUUUACAUGAAUUGAUGAAGUGUUUAUUGUCGCAGGAUUCAUGUUAUAAAAUUUUUUGGAUCGCGACGUUGUCAUUCAGCCACAACGCGACUGCUGCGUUUGUGUCACUUCGGGAAUUGCGUCACUCUGGUUCUUUAUACAUUUGAAAUUGACAAAAUGUUUGUGACAUCAAAGCAACACUUUAACACACACGUCACAAUGAAGGAAUUCGACCGCACUCCUCCUGUCACGCCAUCGAGGCCCGUCGACAAACGAACAAGAAGAUGAUUUGCCGUUACAGGCGUGACGACUUAACGUCUUAACAGAUUAGAGGUGAAUUAAAGACGGGACGGAAUCUUCUUAACUCUCUCUGCUGGAUGAACAUCCAGAGACAUUAAACACCAUCUCAGUCAGUGAUGUCACAGACGCCAGCUGUGACAUCACUGAACCACCACUUCAGAAUCAGCCAACAUUUUCAUCCGCUCACAUUGUAACCUAACAGGAUCUCGGGACCUUUUUACACCAAAGUCCCUUCAGGCUCACAUGGUCGACUAAGUGUUUAUUUUAUUUUAUUUUUUGAUAGCGUCUGUCAGUCGUCGCUUUUGUCAGCUUUCUGAGCAUCCCGUAGGAACAAAGAACUAAAUUUCCACUUGAUACAUUUCGUAAUAUUUUCUGACAUUUAAACUUUUGAUAUUUUUCGAAAUCCUUGUUCCUUUGCAGAAUCAAAUCUGAAUCAUAUUUCCUUCUGCAAUUGAAAGCCUCAGCCUGACAUUAAAGGGGGGUCCAGUUGUUUUCUUUUAAAUCUUCUGUUUUUUUAGGUAAAUACGCUUGCAGUUUUAUGUUAAACCACAUUAAAGUCUAGUAAAUCUGUCUGUGCAGGUCAAGACUCCUACGGAACCCUUGAAAUAGCUUGUUUUUAUAAAUUGUGAAUUGUCACAGUUUAAUAAAUUGUGACUGUAAAUGUAUUUAAAUAUUGUCAAAUAUGACCGUUUUAACUCUGAAGGUACACAAAGUGUGAAGCAGCGUUGCAGCAGUGAACAGUGACAGUUUUAAUAAUUAUUACAAUAUGGUGCACGGCUGUACAGCUAACUCAACAGCAAUUGUAAUAAAUGCUAAGAAUGCCUCUUUCUGUGAAUGUGUGUUUGUUUGUAGAGUCUUAAUCAAAUAUAUUUUCCAAAGUAUAAGUCGGCGGACCUCCCAAAAUAGUAAAAAAAAAAAAAAAAAAAAAAAAUUAUACUUCAGAAAAAAGUAACCACUUUCCUAAUACCUGCUGCAAUAGUGGGUGCAAAUACACAGCAAACUCAAAUACUAUUGUAAUAAUUAUUCCAAUCUUGGUUGGGUUUUUAUGUAUUUGCAUCCAUGAUCAUAAUAAUCAUUUGCAAAGUGAUUUUCUGACUAAGAACCCGUCAAGAGUUGUAUUCACGGAAACAAGUGUUAGUUACAUUAGCAUUUAUUACAGUAGCGGGUGAGUUAGCGGUGAGUUUAUGCCCGGUAUUGUGAUAAUUAUUACAAUACCGCUAAAUUUAUCCACUGGUCUAACAAUUAUAAUUGUGACACUUAAGACAACAGUGGAUACAACUAAAUAAAGUGACAUUUAUCGUUUUUCCUUCAGGUGUUUGGUUUAGCUCCUGAUGGAGGAAAUCAGUCGCGAUUGGGUUUUUUUUGGGGAGGUGGGGUGGGGGGUUAUGUUUUUGCUGCUCUAACUCUUCAUCAUCAUCCUCUGCCAUUGUGGUGUUUUGUUGUUGGUGUCUUCCUGAGCUGCUCCUCACGCUCACCUUCACGUCACCCACAUACAGCUGCUUCUUCUUGACACAUUUUCAAACAGGGUCAUGUCCGUCACACUAACACGUUUGACUUUUUGUCGUUUCUUUAUGUGCAUUAAGUUUCAUUCAGAGCUGCUCUGUGGGACCAUUCCUUUGUUUCUUUUUUUGUUUGUAUUUUGUUUUGUUUUUGUUUUCCUGGUCCACCUCUUCAGCUGUCUCCCUCUCAUUUCCACUCCUCUACUGGGUUGUACACGCCACCAUUUGAACAGCAGGUGGCAGACUCCUCUCAGUAAGCCACAGCUGAGCUCAAGCAGGACUCAGCGACUUAUACGAACACCAAACAAAAAGAGGAUCUUCGGUGCAGCCGCAGUUGGACUCUGCCUUAGAAAAAAAGACUUUGUUUUUACUCUGGAGGGAGAAAUCUAUGCUAAUGUGCUAACACAUAUCUGGAUGUCUGACUACAUCUCCCAUCAGCCACCUGGGCUCAGCCCAGCCUCCAGCUGCAUUUUCACAAUUUUCUUCUAGCCCGGCCUGUUUGUAAAUGUGAGGACGUGUGUGUACAUCUCUGCGUCUAUGGUCAUUAACUCAUAAACAUCUCGGUAUGUGUUGUUAGUUUUUAAUCAAUGAAUGAUUUGUUUGUACAUAUAACUCUUGUUUAUGUUGAGUUGAAUGUGUUACUGUAGUGAUUGUGGUGUGUUUGAUUGACAGGCGGGGAGCUUUUUUAAGUGCAGCAACCGCCACUGGAGGAUUCAAGUCCCGCCCCCUCACCUAGCUAAUGUCUGUUUUGUUUUUGUUUAUUUAGCAUAUUGACACUAUCAGAACAAAUAAUUUUGUUGGUUUAAAAUGUUUUAAUUAUUCACAUCUCUUGUUUAUCUUACAGUGAAUAAAUAAUUGUCUUUUGAGAGGACAUUUUCAGUCCAGAUGCUAGCUAGCAAAGACGGCGGGACUUUGUAUCUCAUCAUGAAAACGGUUCGAAUUGAAUCGAUGCACUUUGCAGCAAUUGAAUGAGUGAAUGUUUUUUCUUAUUUUUUUAAAUAAUCACUGUGUAGCAAUGACAAACAAAAGCAGGCGAUUUUUCCUCUGCUUAAUAGUUUUAUAUACUUUUUUUAUAACUUCUAGCAAUGACAAACUUUGUUUUCUUAUUUUUUUAAUUUUUUUUUUUUGCAUGAUCAUUGAGUUAAUUUCCCCACUUCUUUUCUUUAUAGCCUCAGUCAUAGUUCAGUUGACGCACCACAGCUAAUAUUAGCUAACUGUGGAUCCACGUCAUCACCUGAACAAUUCUUUUUUUUUUUUUUUUUUAAUUUGUAAAGCUGUGAAAUGUACACAAUGACGCUGUAGACGACGUUACUUGAGUUUUAGCACUAUCGUCAUUUUCCACUUACGCUGAGUCAUCCCGCUGCUGAGUGGUUCAGGCGGGGGAUGCACAGUGGCACAAGUUAAGCUAUCUGCUUUAGCAAUUAACAGUUACUACAUUUUGCAUAACUGUCUUCAGAUCAGCUUUUUGUGGGUCUGUGUGGAUGUUUGUGGCGUCUUUUGACAGAUUUAUCAGGUAACUGGUUAUUAUUAUAUAAUAGUUAGUUUCCCUCACUGCAAACACAUUAAACCAGACAAAAACAAAAUUGUAUUAUUCUGUCUUCAAAGGCAUGAAACUGAGCAAAUACUUGCUUUGAUCCUGGUAACUUGCAUUAUAAUUACAUCAAACCACUUCCUCGGCACAGAAAACCAGCUAACUGUUUAUGAAUGGAAACAAAGGUGUUGCAGAAAUAAUAUA
Messenger RNA from Thalassophryne amazonica, 6660 nucleotides. It is a transcript of the gene fnbp1l, whose product is annotated as formin binding protein 1-like. The record is from RefSeq and is a predicted model, not a curated record. The transcript is spliced from 16 exons. Gene Ontology annotation, biological process: signal transduction. Gene Ontology annotation, molecular function: protein binding. The coding region runs from base 146 to 1993 and encodes 615 amino acids. NCBI's taxonomy places the organism in Eukaryota, Metazoa, Chordata, Actinopteri, Batrachoidiformes, Batrachoididae.